CUGGGAGUGAGAGAAUUUUGUCACCGUAUUUACUAUUGAUGGUUUUUAAUUAUUUAAGUAAAUGAUAUGGAAAUACAGUUUUAUAUAUAAGUUCAAACUACGAUUAGAGUCCCAAAAUGGUUGACUGGAUUACAAACGAAGCACCGAAAUGGAUUGUUGUGGUAUGAAAUUAGUUUGGUAGCAUGUUUGCCUGUAACUUUGUAACUGUAGGCUGUAACUUACACUAGUUAGUAUAAUAUCACAAUUAUCUCUGUAUGAUUGAUCUAAUAUCUAAUAAUUUAUACAGUAUCAGUGAAUGACUCGGUGAUCACUCAGUCUUCAGAGUGUAUCAUGAAUCAUGCUCACUCAUUAUUAUGAUUCCUGAUACUACACUGAUACACUGUACUCUGUACUGACAGUGUAGUCUAGGUCUAGAGAGUCUAGUCUAGGGCCUUGUACUUGUACUAAGAUUGAAAUAUUUCUUAAUUGACAACAAUCAAUAAAGUCUAACUAAAUGAGUAGGAGAGUCACUAGUACUUGACUUAGUAGAACCCUAACCUAAUAAGUAAAGUUUAUCCCAAAUACUUCAUUGUAGCAGUUGUUAUCAAUAAUCAUGUCCUCAAAAAAGAAUAACUUUGUUUUAGUAAUGCUUUUCCAUCAUGUGACGUUGACCAUAACUAUGGAAACUGUCUGUCUAUAGUCUAUAUAUUCAAUUUAAAACAAAUAUAUUUAAAAAUUCAACAAAUUUUCUAUAGUUUUAAAUUUUAAAAAUCGCAGAAAACACAACUCUUAAUCCACCAGGUCAUGUGACACUAGUCUCACACAAAACAAAGGUAAUUAAAAUGACUCCAUACCAAGAUGCUUCGCAAAAAUUUAUAUAGCACCAACAUUUUUUUGCAAUUAAUUUUUAGAUGUUGUUUCCUUUUUUUACGUGAAAUUAUAUUGGAAUGCACAAUUUGAUAAUCAUAUUUUAAUUUAAGUCAACUUAGGUAACAUUUUUAGGUAUUUUUUGGACUGGAACACAUCUCUCUUAUUUUUAAUGGAAAUUAAUGCAAGAUAAUAUGGAAUAUUUUACCUGAGAACAGGUUUCUUCAAUUUAAAAUUGUAUUUGGUCUGGCCUUAAUAUUUCGAUUAUAUUUAUUAUUCUCAAUCCAUGCUAUCUGGAAUAUGACUUUAACAAUUUUUUUUGUCAUCUACAGGGUUUAUGGCUUGUGAUAAAUGCAAUAAUCUUUGCUGUCACAUUUAUUAGCUAUCGUGAUGGUGAAGAGUAUUUCUACUUGCGCUCUUUGGUUGGGGUAAGCAUGUUAUAAAAAAAGCUCACAUACAGUAUUCACUAUUUCCCUAAUGUACAUUUUGAAUUGUUGGGGCUCAAACAUUAUAUUAUUUGUGAUGUAUUUCCUAGAUUUUAUAAAUCUAAUAGUGUAAAUAAAACACAUGGUUAACCCUUAUAACACCAAAAAAAGGUUAGCGACCCUUAUGUGGUGCUCACUGUUAUAGAUUAACCCUCUUGAGAUGGCUGGGCUGAUCUAUCUGCCAAGAGUGUUAAGGCAAAAAAGAUGAAAGGCUGAUCUAUCAGCCCAAUAAUAAAAUCCUAGAGAUUGACUGGUUGGUCUUUGUACCAGCUUAUCAGAUUGCUUCUCACAUUUCUUGCUAAACUCACCAUUUUUCUUCCAUUGAUAUUUUAUGGUGUUCUGACAUUUUAUAUCAAUUUUUUUUAACCUAUUGAAACCUAUAACUCCUUAAAAAAUAUGUGACCUUGAAAUAUAGUGAAAGCCAUAACAGCACGGUGAAUAUUUUAUGAAUGUUUUCACAUUGAAUCUAAUUCAAAUAUGGGUAAGGACUUAUUUAGACCUCAACAAUCAUAAAAUGUAACAAAAUUCUGCAAGUAAGAUAAUUUAUUCAAAGUCAUAAAAAAAAUUGCAUGCAUAAAUUAUGCAAAUCAGGAUAUCUCAUUUGCAUAACUGUUAAGAUUUCAGUUUGAUUUAUAAAGAUCAUAUUAGUUUAUUUAAUACCCUACAAGAAUAUAUAUAGUUUUUUAUAUCCAUUUUUUUACAUUGUAAGUGCAGGGCUUGUGACAAGCAUCCAUCUUUUUGGCACAGACAGUUCAAAAAGACUCUGUCUUGAUAUAAGCAGUGGAGAUAUAAACUGAUAUAAACUUCAUUAAUGAAGUCACGGGGGGGGGAGGGGGGGGGCUGAAUUUGUGUUGAUGUGUGAUUAAAUUGACUAAUUAGUUUUAUUUGUUUUACAAUUAUUUGAUGCUUUGGGGGGAUGGGUAAAAAAAUAUGCCAAAGUAGUGUGAUGUCAUUUAUGGAUCACCCCUUACUUCUAUCACUGAUUGUGCUUUAGAAUAAUCUUUUCUUUUUUUCAAAUUGUUAAACUCUAAUAUAUUAAAAGGUAGUCUUAACCAUCCCAUGAAACAAAAUGUAAUAUUUAUAAAGUAAGCAUGCCCAAUUUUCAGUUGUUACAGAGCUUAGCAACUUAUCUUGAACAGUAAAAUGUAAAAGUAUAAGAUUAUUCAUCAGAUAUUGUUAUAUAUUAAUAUAUAAGUAAAUAUUCAUAAUCUUAAACAUAAUUCAUCCACAGACUUCAUUAUGCUGGGCUCGAGGCAGUGCAGCCUGUCUAAAUUUUAAUGUUAUGCUCAUACUUCUUCCUGUAUGUCGGAAAAUUUUAAGUUUUAUAAGAGGUUCUUGUAAGGUAAUAUAGAAAUAAUUUUGUUCCAUUUUUUAAUUAAUUUUUUUAAUUAACUGAAAUGAAUGCUUUCACUUUCACUUAAGUUUUUAUUUCUUCAGAAAGUUGAUAUUGGAGGAUUCAUAUUAAAAUACUUAAGUUUAACAAUUAUUUUUAAUGUUCUAGAGCUGAAUAAAUAAGUAUUAUUUCCAUUGGCUAUUAUGAACAUUUAUCUAGAUCUGAUUUUCUAUUUGCUAUUCAUAUAAAAGCUGUAUUAAGGAUAAUGGGAAAUCAAAGUUUUUAGAAUCUUAUAAAUUAUAUUCUUCAAUUCUUCUUGGCUAUUUUAACAUUUCAUAUAAAAUUGCAUAACAAAUAAUGUUAGUGGCUAACAAAAUAAAUGACAUCCAAUCUUUAAAUCUUUCCAAAAAUUUUGGUUAUAUUUAGUUGUAAUUUACCUACAUUUUUUGUUCCAGUGUUGCCCAAGACCGCUGCGCAGACAGUUGGAUAAAAGCAUUACUUAUCACAAAUAUAUAGCGUAUAUGAUUUGUAUUCAUUCAGGUAAUGAGAAUUUCAAAAUGGCUCUAUCAAUAAUUUACCAAUAUGGGUAGUUGGUUUUAAAAGUAAACUUUAUAGUUCAUGGGCAUAUUAGUUUUAUUAGAGAAUGUCAUUUUUUGAAAAUUCAAAUGCUUUUGGAUGUGACUUAGCCAACUAACCAAAAUUAUUAAUUUAUAUGUUCAAAUGUUUCAGCUAUUCAUAUUGGUGCUCAUUAUUUUAACUUUGAGAGGCUGGCAGAUGCUCAGUUAGCUCGAGAUGAUGACAUUAGAAAUUAUCUCAGCCGUCUACCAAAAACACCAAAUGGUUCUUGGAUCAACCCUAUUAGAUCAGCAGAUCCUGUGAAUAUUAUUGCUUUUAUGAUCUGAUUGUUUCUAUGAAUGAAUGGGAACAUACUUUUAGAUUGUAUGGCUGAAAUGAAAUUAUUUUAAAAGUUAGCGAUUCCUACAAGUUUUUGGCUACAUAUGUUUAUCUUCAGUCCCUAGCUUAUCAUCCAAUCUAUGUGGAUGUUAAUAUCUAUUAAAAAUAUAAAUUAAAAAAAAACAGUCAUGUAAAAUUUCAAGGGCCUAUAAAAGGAAUAUUCAUCAAAACUAUUUAAUCAGCAUGGUUAAAUUCAAAGUAAUUUAUUAAACCGUUUUAAAACACUAACACCAGAGAACUAAGCACUGUCUGAGAGAAACCUAGAACAUUAUACAUGAACUAUUGCAAUAAUUAUGUUGAGGCGUAAUUUAUAUGCUCAAUUUUUCAUUGACAUUACAUAAUUUUUUUAUUUUUAAAUGUAGGACCCAACCAAGGAAAUUUUUAAGACUGUAGCUGGAAUCACUGGUGUUGUUAUAACCUUGUGCCUUAUUAUUAUGGUUUCAUCUUCAACAGAAAUUGUCCGGUUAGUUCCAAGUUUUUCUGGUUAUGUUUUUUUAUACAUUUGGAGUCUUUCAACCCUUAAAGAAAAUUUGAUCAGACAAAUUUACCAGUUUAUACUUCACAUUUUUUUCAGAACCUUUAUUUGGUGUUGCCACAAGUAAAAAAGAAAGUAGUAAUUUUACAAACUUUUGAUCUUUAAAUUUUAUCUAAAACUCAAGAAAAGUCAUGUUGAAAACUUUUGAGUACAAUACAAGAGAUAGUUAAGAUUUUUGAUGUGGCAAUGAUUUAGUAAAAAGAAUUUAUGAGAUAUUUCAAACAUUACAGCUUUAAUUUAAUUGUGUUAACUGUCUUUACAUAUGUGUUCCUUAUGCUGCAAAACUUUGUAAGUUUAGUGUCCACAAUUUUGGGCAAGCUUUUAAAAUUUGUUUUGCUGCUUUUAUAUUGAUACAUCAAAUUUGAACAGCUUAAGCCAAAGUGUCAUAAAGUUGAGAGUUUUUAAAUUUUUUUUUUUUUCCAGCUAAUUAUUUUGAGGGUGAGUCUCAAUACCUUUUGAUUUUGUUAGCCUUAUGUUAAUUGCAAUUCCUGUUUUGUUGUUAAUUGUGUUGUAUUCCAGGCGUUGUUACUUUGAAGUAUUCUGGUUCACUCAUCAUGUCUUCAUUAUAUUUUGCCUGGGAUUUUUUAUACAUGGAGCUCAGUAAGUUGGACAUUAGAGCAGUUCAUUACAAAAAUAUAACACAUAACUUAUUAAUAUUAGUCUUUAGAUUUCAUUAGUUUCAAAUUGAAUGAGAGAAAAAUUAGUGGGUUGAAAAAAUUAGGGCAUAAUCAAGGAAAAAUAUAAAUUAAAAAUUUAGUCUUUUUAUGAGUUAUUACUGUAUUUUUAAAAAUAUAUUAGGUUUAUUAUUUUUUUUUGUUAAGUUUCAAUUUAAUUUUUGAUAGUUGGGGAACAAGAGCAUAUAAUUUCACCCAAAAGAAUUUAAUAUACCUAAUCCCUUUUUUCAGACGGAUAAUUCAUAGGCAAAUUAACCUUGACACACAUCCAAUUGAAAAAUGUGCAGAUAAAUAUAAAACUUGGGGUACAGGCCAGUGUGCCAUACCAGAGUUUGAAGGCGCUUUCCCGAAAGUAGGUGGCAAUAUUAUUGUAAAAUAUUUUUUGAAACUACAAUGUUUUUUAACUCUAUGAUCGUCAUGUGAGUUCUGUUGCUAUAAUUAUGUAUUUGAAAUUAUAUCAUGGGACUUUUGAGAUUAACUCUAAGGCCUACAUACUAAAUUUUUUUAUUUAAAAACUUUGUAUCUGUAACGUUAACAAAAACAUUUGAUCAAAUAAUUGUGUUCCAUAUUUCAGGGUUGGAUUUGGCUCCUUGUGCCUACGGUUAUAUUUCUUAUAGAUCGUUUUGCUAGUUUCAUCAGUAACUUCCAGAGGGUGGAGAUAACAAAGGUUGAAUUUAACUUACUUUAAUUCCAUACUUUAACAUAAAUAAUGGACCAGUUAAUCAGGUUUUAAACACAUUUUAACUAACACUUUUAUCUUUUAAAUUAUUUUAAUUACUUUUUGUUCCUAAUUUUGUAAUAAAUAAUAUAAAUAAAUUUAUUAACACACAAAAAUUAAAUAUGUCAGAGAAUAUUCACAAUCUUCUCUUCCUUACAGAUAGUGACGCAUCAAUCUCGUGUUUUUGAAAUUCAGAUGCAGAAAAAAGGUUUCAGUGCAUCUCCAGGGCAGUAUGUAUUGAUACAAUGUCCAAGUGUGUCUCGUCUAGAGUGGCAUCCCUUUACUUUAACCUCUGUAAGGAGAUCUAGUACUUUAUUCUUAAAUGUUAUAACAUAAACACAAAAAUACAAAGUACUAAUCUGCAAAUUGCCUACCAAAUAUUUUCCAAAUGAAAAUGAAAUAACUUAAAAAGUUUAAAAUGUUCCUAUGUUGAGUUAUCUUUUUUUUUUUAAAAACAGGCUUCAGGGGAUGAUUACUUCUCAGUUCACAUUCGUCGUGUUGGAGACUGGACAAAUGCAGUAGCUAAGCUGUGUUGUGUUGAUGAAGGAGAAUUAAGAGACACUUCAAAAUUGCCAAGGUUAAGUUAUUUUUUAGGAUUAGUGUUUUUAUCUAAUAACUGAAAUUUGUAUUAAAAUAACAUAUUUUUAAUUAAGAAACAAAUUUUAUCAGAGUGACUAAACUGAGCGACAUAAGAGAUAAUAUCUAAAAUUUAGUUUGACACAACCUGAUAUGUUAUGAAUGGCUGCACCUUAAAAUGGUAUAAUUAAAAUUUAAUGAGUUCUGGUUUCAGGAACACGAAGAAGACUUUCUUUUUAAAAAUUGGUGUUUUUAGUAUUUUAGUAGCCACAUUUACUCUUCAAGAAUUCUAAAAAAUGAUCAUAACUCUGCCAUUUAUUUUCAAACUGUUUUAAUUUUAUUUAUUUAUUUUAAACAAUAUAAAUUUAUAAAUAUAAUAUAAAAUGUAAGGGCUGAAACACCAACAAUUUAUCCAUUAAACAUUUAUUUUUCCAGGUUAAAAGUUGAUGGCCCUUAUGGGACAGCUACAGAUGUAUGUCAAACAUUUGAUUUUAGAAAAGAACAAUAUUACUUUUUAGUCAGCAAAGGGUGUAAAUAAUAUAAAAAAUUCUUUGCCCCUUUGGGGAUAGAAUUACACUGAAUAAAUCUCUGAGAACAUCAAUUUAUAAUUUUCAUGAAUCAUUAUUCAUGAUAAUGUGCAUCUUGGAUUUACGAGGGUGGGGGGGGAAUAAGUUAAGUCCACCCUCUCGCUUAAUGGUAAUGAGCCCACAGCUAAACCUCUGCCUUGAGAUUCCACAAAAACAUUCCAAUUUUUUUUUUAACUUAGGUGUUAUUAUUUUAUACAACUGAAAUUAUGUGAAUUAAAAUUUAAUUUUUUUAAUAUGUUGUAACAUUCUGUAUCAUUAAUAUAAUGACAAUUUGAACAUUUUUGCUAGCCUUAUUACACCAACUUUAUUUUAAAACAUUACUAAAAUUAGACAAUUAUGUAACAUUAUUAUUAUUGUAUUUUGUAUAGUAAAUGAUUCAAUAAAUACAUUUCUAACUAUUGUUUCUAAUUUGUUUCCAUCAGGAUGUCCUAGCAUAUGAUGUGGCAGUGCUGAUUGGCUGUGGCAUUGGUAUUACUCCAUUUGCUUCUGUACUCAAGUCAGUUUGGUAAGACAGCUCAAGUAUAUGGCAUCACUAUAGAUACUAAGGCUAAAACUUAAAUGUUAUUGGCUGAGGCAUAUAAAACUUAGGCUAAAACUUAAAUGGUGUCGGCUGAGACAUAUAAAACUAAGGCUAAAACUUAAAUGUUAUUGGCUUAUACAAAACUGUGUUGAAUUAUUAUGAGAUCAUUAAAAGUUAUCUGUGUAUUCUCAAUAUUAUAAGUUCUUUACCAGGCAACCCAUUUAACCUCAGAAUGGAGACUUAGGGGACCAGUCAAAAUUUGUCAUAUUAUCUUGUAUGAUAGGUACAAGUUUUGCCAUCCUAAUGAAACACUGCCUCUUAAACGCGUUUACCUCUACUGGGUGUGUCCCGACACAACAGCAUUUGAGUGGUUUCAGGGUCUGCUCCUCGAUUUGGAGCGCCAGAUGAGAAUGAGAAAUACUGAGAAUCUCUUGCGUUACUUCAUCUACCUGACAAAAGGCUGGAACUCAAAUCAAGUAUGGUGUUUUCAUGAAUCUAAGUAUUUUCUUUAUUAUAGCUUUGUCCAAAUAUAAACAGCAGUGGUCACAUUCUUUCAAUUAUACACACCAUCAUGAACAUAGCACUCACUUCAGAUUCUCAAAUAAAAUACUUACUUAUUAAUUUCAAUUGCUGGUUCUUCUAGGCCAGAAAUAUAAUCCUUCAUGAUGACAUGGCAGAUUAUGAUGCUGUGACAGGAUUACAUCAGAAGACACAUUAUGGCAGACCACAGUGGGAAACUAUAUUUAAGGAACUGGCCACUUCACAUAAAGGGUAGAGAAUUUUUUUUUUAAAGUGAUUUUAUUAAAUUAUAAUUAUUCACACAUAAUUCACAUAAAAAAAAUUAGGUAUCAUUGUAAUUGUACUUUUAAAACUGCUGAAAAUAUUUUCCUAAGCAGAUAAAUUUUAGAGGUUGAGGUUACCACCAUCUCAUGCCUUUUAACAGAGUUGAUAAGAUAACAAGUUUUAGAGGUUGAAGAUACUGUUGUCUAAACUUUAACAGAGUUUAUAAGAUAACAAGUUUAUCAAAGCAAAAUAUUUUUGCAAAUUUUAAUACAUGAUUUUAUUCUCUCAAUAACAGACAGAGUACAGGUGUAUUUUUCUGUGGUCCCAAGCCUCUGUCAACAAUUUUACACAAGAUGUGCAAUAAGUUCUCCAAAUCAGAGGAGAAAACCAAGUUUUACUACAACAAAGAAAACUUUUAAUGCUGUAGUUAUUAGGCAAUUACUAUUUUAAAUUGUAAUGUUAAAUACCAAUUAUACUUUCCACUUAGACAAUUCCCACAGAAUCCAACUUUGCAUAUGCAAUAUGUAGAGCAUAAAAUAAACAAUCAUUGUAAGACAAUAACAUAUUGAAGCAUAAUAAUUUAGUAAUUAACUCUGAUGUUAUACUUGAUACUUCAGACCUAAAAUGUUUUUAUGGUAUGUUGUUUUCUUGUUCAAGGGGCCAUCCACAAAAUCCUGGCAUUUGAAUAACUUCCCCUCUCCAAUGUCCACCUCUGUCCUAAUUGAUAAACUUCUCCUCCCCACUCUCUUCUUCUUGAUGUCCACUGCACAUUCUCCCGGAUAUUGAUACAACACAGAAAUCACUGCACAUUGCAUUGAUACAACACAGAAAUCACUGCACAUUGCAUUGAUACACAGAAACCACUGCAGAAACUUAUUUAUGUUUGAACUUGAUGUGUGUCUACGGCCUCCAAAUUUUAUGAACUAUGAGGUUUUUGAGAAUAUGUUUGAAUGUUGACAAAAUUUUAGAACAAGACCUUCAAAUUCAAAAGAGGUGCAGUCCCUUGAAAGCACAUUUAAAUCAUUGAACUUCAGGUGAUACAAAAAUUCCACUUGUACGGUUGGACAAAAAUUUAAAGAUUGAUACGCUAGACUGAAUUUUUCGGGAGGCCUCUUGUGGCAUGCAGAUUGGAGGUUUAAACUUAAACCCCCCUCACCAAUGUUCCCUUUAAGCUGCGCGGCCGUGCAGCAAUCUCACAGACGCCGCGCAGCAGUUUUGAGUACUGCGCAACUAAUUUCCACUUAAGUUUGUUUUUGUGUCCAUAGGCUGAAAAUUUUGCGCGCAAAAAAAUUGAUCCUGUACAAAUUUGCACACAACUUUAUGAUUUUGCACUCUAACCAACAAACCUUAGAGGGAACAUUGCCCCUCACUUUCUCUGUCCAUAUUUUAUGUUUACUUUGAUUAUUGAGCAUGCCAGAAUCCCUUCAUCUGACAUCUAUGUACUUCGAACAAGCCAUAAUCCCUUUUUCUUACAUCUAUUUGCCAAUAUAUUACCUGUGCUGAUGCCUUCAGGUCUUUUCAGAGUGACAAUGGCGACAGGACCAAACUUAGUCUCACAAACCAUCCUCAGUCUCAUAGCCAAUCAUUUUUUCCUUUGAAACCAUGCCAUUCUCCUCGCUGACCCUGACAUCCACAACUUUUUCUCUUCGCCCACCUCUCAGUGUUUUCAGACAUGAUAAAAAUCUGUGUGACAUCCUUGUGAAAAGUCACAUUAAUGCUCCCACUUUGGGAUCAAGCCAUGUGAACGCAUCUGUUGCAACACUUGCCCUUUUGUCAUCCAGACUUAACACAUUCCCUUCCCGAAGGGCAGAUAAGGGAUGGUUUCAUUUGUAUUAGCAGUUGUUGUCUACGCCAUUAUUUGCACCCGCUGCCAGAUGUCAUAUCUAAGUGAGACAGGACACCGACUCUCAGACAGAUGUACAGAACACCUCCAUAAUAUUACGCAAUAUAAGCAGUGUCCCAUCUUUAAACUAUUUAAACACUUCAGUAGAAGUGACCACAAGGGUUCAUAUGAUUUUACUAUCAGCACAGUUAUGUCCUGUACAAACAAACCAACCCGGGUGAAUUAUGGAACCUUGACACAAUAUGGCAUGAAUGUUAUGUUCUAAUUAACCAGGUAAAUCUUUUCCCUCCCCCUCCUCGUUAGUCCAUUCGUAGUGGACUUAACUUUUCCUCUCUUCUGUCUCUUUGCCUGUAUUCAUUAAUCUCUCACCUACUUAUGUUCUGUGACAUUCCUCUUCCUCUUAGAUACUACAUUACCGCUAAGUGUUAAUUUUAUUCAAUUCUGUUUUUACAGUUGUUUGUUUGCUGAUGAAGGCUUCUUGCCGACAUUCAUUGUUUUUUUUUCCCAUUCUUUUGUUUCAGGUUUUCCCAUACACUGUUUCGCUCAUUUCCUUUUUUCUAACCUGAUUGCAGUCUCUCCCCCUUAUUACCAUCUUAAUGGUACCAAUGUAAGAUUUUAAUUAAUGUCCUAUUCUAUUUUUUUUUCUUUAUAUACUGGUACUGACACAUAAUUAAAAUAACAUUUUUUUUGUAAUACAGUACCAUAUACAAUAUUUUUGUGUUACUCAUCCAAUCCAAUGACAUAGAAAUAACAUAAUGCACUUCUGUGCUUAUUCAUAUAAAAAUAUGAGAUUGCAUUGUUAUGUAAAAGGCUUAAAAAUGGAAAGAAAAUUGUGGGUAUUAUUACCGAGUGUUAUUAUUCAGGAAUUUUUUUGGUAACCAUUUUAUUCAUGUAUUGCGGGAAUCUUUGUAGAAUAGUUUGAAUAGAAUACACAUAGGCCCCUUUUCCUGGCAAUCAAUUCCAAAUGUUUCAACACAAAGAAUCAUUGCCUUCUUUUAUUAUUAUUCUUUGGUUUUUUUCCUGGAAAAAUGUAUUUUGAAAAUUUUUAAUAAAAUAUAUUUUUUUUACAUACAUGUACCAUGGUGAAUUUGCAGAUUAAAUUUGAAAAAUUAUCAUGUGUAUCAUCUAUCUUAAAUAUCAG
Lymnaea stagnalis (great pond snail) is the source of this 10995-nucleotide messenger RNA. The record is from the annotation of a GenBank genome assembly. NCBI's taxonomy places the organism in Eukaryota, Metazoa, Mollusca, Gastropoda, Lymnaeidae.